CUCCAUACCUGUGUAGGAAAAGAGAGAAAGUAUCAGUCUUUCAAAUAGAGUGGAAACUGAAAAUGUAAUGGCAAAAACAUGUCGUUAUGUUUUUACUUGCAUUGAGUCCGGCAUCAGAAGAAUGAACGCCACGGAAUUAAUAACAUUUCAUGUCAACUUAAAAUUCCUUAAAAUAAUGAGCUUGCUGGUUAAACGUGUGAAAAUCGAGCAGCUAUAUUGGAAGGCCAGCGUCUUCAGUUAAAUGGUUAGAGUAAAUAUGAGGCCAUCCCAUUGGUCGCCAUGACUAGAACCCCUUUCAAUUUGCUUGGUUGACACAAUGCAUGUCAACGCGGCUGCUGACAGGGGCAUCAUAUCGGGGUUGACAUUGUAAACUGCUUUCGCAGUCCAUUCUGUAUAGGGGGUUAAUCGUCGAAAUAAAGCGCUUUAGUUCUAGCCGUAUUUCACAGUCGGAAUGAAGUCCAGUCGCUUCACAUCAACAGCUACACAGAAGGCUUUUCAUUUCGUCGGCUUUCUUUAACAUCCGUCGCGUCGUUCACCUAAAAAGUUCAGCUGAGAGGUAAGUUUUAUCUGUAAGAAAGAGUAGUCCUGCAAAGAGUUCUGUGGUUCGGAAACACCUUGAGAGUUUUUACUCGCAGUAGGAUCAUUUUUAUCGCCUGUUUUUACGUUACGAUCAUGAUGUCGAACGUUACCGACGAGCCCAAGUAUAUGGUUUAAACCGCUUCUUGACCUAAGUGACACAAAACGGGUUGCUCUUAAUUUUUGUACAAAUUAUAUACUACGCUUAAUUAAGCAUAUAAUUGAUGUAUUUUAGCCUGGCUGUUACUACUUUAUACGCUGACAUCCUUUUUUCGGCUGUGCGUACCUUUUCCUGAGCAGUGAAAAACAAAACGUAAAAGGCGGUGAAACUCAUAGUAUUCAGUUACGGUCACUAAAUUCCAUCGAUCAAGCUUAACCUUCACGUUGAAUUGAUUUUACGCGCAUUUUCGAAAACAUAUGUGGCAAAGGAUUGAAGUUUGCCCCCACACGAAGGUACCGUGAAUAAAUGUGAUUGUUGUUCGUUUUAAUCAGUGGAAUUACGAGCAAGGGUGAAAGCAAAUGGUAGUUAUAUUCCCACGGAGAAGAACCCGUGCUUCUGUUUCGUAGUAGCACGUAUAGUGCACUCAACGUAAAAUUUUGUUUGAGGGCUCGUCAAUCAGGCAGAAAGCAAGACCAAACGUAACUACUGGGUAAAUUUAAUUUAUAAUUGUCAGCCAAUGUCGAGAGUAAAAUAAACUUCAUUAAAUCAGUACAAUGACAAGUAGGAGUCGCGAUAAAGCUACCAGGGAAUGCGAAAAACGUCUUUGCAACAGCCAAGAGAUUUUUGGGUGAUAUUAGCUCAUAGGAUGGUACGCGCUUUCCGUCGAGGGCUUUAAUCCAAAUCGAUUUGGACCAGAUCACGUUCAUAUCAGGAAGCGAAUUAUCAUAUGUACUGCAUGUUUCGUGCAUAACAAUCGUUUCAUAUAAAGAAGUGUUAAUAGGUGUUUUAUUCAAACAUAAACACUCUUUACCUUAUCCAGCCAUCAAAGACAAAUACGCCUUCGCUACUGAUUUCAUUUCAGUUGAUUAGAUUGACAAAGGUAAUUAGCCUGUAGUUUGCACGUUGCUGGUUACACCGUCUGAAGAUUGACUUUGAAAAUAUUGCGCAUAGAUGUAUAAGUCUUAGAGCGUCUAAAUAACUACCAAAAACAACGUCUACCCUUGCAAGGUUACUUGUGUAUUACCUUUUCAUGUGUUAUAGCUCUGGACAUUGCCAGGUUUCUACCUGAAAUCUUGAACCUCGAUCAUUACAAGUAUAUAUUGGAGAAUUUGCGCAGAGAGGGGUCAAGAACUAUUGGUAUUCAUAACACCGAAAAUAUAUAUUGAAGAGAAACACUGUCUAGAAAUUCAAAGCAUCUUGCAAGAUACAACAGCAUUGAACUGGUUAAUAUCAGCUCAGAUACUGGCAUCUAGUUCUUGUCCCAGUCGACCCCCAGUACGUAGAUCUUAGUUGUGCUCCCUAGCCGCUUUACAGCUAACAGGAACUGAUACAUAAGCAGACUUUUAAUUAGGGGUUGCGCCUUUCUCUAAAACAAUUAUGGCCGAAAUUUUCUGUUGUCUUUUUCUCUGUUUGUGCUAUAAUCUGUGCGAUUUAACUAUUCAAGAGUUUUGAUUUUCCACAUCUUUUUUUUCUGGACCUUGAAUCAAGCUACCUUCAAGAGAAUUCGCCGAUUGCCUGACGAGUUAUUCCCAGUGGAAAUAAGCUUCGUGGGGGCUUGUGCAGACAUCCAGUUAAACAAUAUGCAAUUAUAGGUCAAUCUAUGAAUUAAAAGCCAAAAACAAAGAGAACCGUCUCCGAAGGAAUAUUAGGCAAAUUCCUCUCGCUUAGAGAAAUAUGAAUUGUCCAAAAUUGCUAGAGUGAUCUAUCUGCAAUGGUAUUUUAGAAGCUGUUUUCGCACAUCUUUGACUGAAAAGAGGCAAUUAGAAAAUCCAGGACUACAAUGGUUCUUAAAAGUUCCUGUAACGCGCUUCAAAAAGAUUUCACUAUCUGUCUAUGGUAACGCAACUUAUUCAAGUUGCGCUGAUUUUCGAUCAUUUCAAGACGGUUCAGUCUCCAGUCGUUGACAGACUCGAACAACAACAGAGAGACCGCGUUUUUGCUGGAUAUAGUGAACCUGUUAAAUGACCAGUUAUUUUUGUUGUUUUCACUUUUUAUGCGAGCCUCGAGUCGAACAGGAAAUGUAAUUAAUGCGUGGUAAGUGGCAAGUUUAGGACGUCACUAGCCAUGACCCUUCAAUGACAAACCUCAAAGCUUUAAUUAAAAGAUCCGGCAAUGUCUUCCAUGUGUAAAGAAUACUUUUGUACGUUGAAUGCAAUUGUUUACGUUAGUUUACCUGACAGAUCUUUUUGGCCCCCAGCGUGUUUGUGUUGUCGAAUAAUUGUAAAUUAGUUGCUUUGUUCAAAGUCAAUCUUGAAGACAAAGUUAACUAACCUUCGGACUGAGACGCUUCGUUGUUUGGGCAGCCCAAUUACUCAGUUUACGGAGUUCGUGCUUGGCAUGAAAGAUGUUGAUCGCUCGGCUGUGGUCUUUAUUCUUUGGAGUAACGAUAUGCUUGGGAGUACCGUCCCUUUACACGGAUCACUCCACAAACGCCAAGCGUUCAGAGCUAUUUCAGGCGGCAGAGCAGUCCAUGUUGCAAAAAAUGGGCCUACCAUCUCGCCCCAGACCGACGAAAGGAUCAAAAGACAAAGUACCUCAGUUCAUGUUCGACUUGUAUCAUAAUCACAUCAAUGAUCCUGAGUGGAUUUCGACCAAUUUUAGAAACAAGGGAAAAUGGACCUAUGCCAACACCAUCCGGGCAUUUGAUCAUGAAGGUUACCAGCUGCCUGCUCCAGUGUCGGGAUUGCCUGCAAACAGAUGGAAUCUCUUCUUCGACAUCGCCUCUCUUCCCAGCCACGAGACCUUAAGAGCAGCAGAGCUUCGUUUGACGUUUUCAAAUGUAAAGAACCAUACCAAUGAAACCGAAAAGCAGCAUCGUGUGAAUGUAUAUCAAGUGCUACUUCCGGGAACAGCUGGGCAUCCUACCAUAACCCGUUUGAUAGACACGAGAAGAACAGCUGCUCGAGGAUUGGAGAGUUUUGACAUUAGACCUACGGUUCAACAUUGGGCACUUCAUCCAAACGAAAAUUUUGGCCUCGAAGUGCACAUAGCCGCGAAUGGAGAUUCACCAAACAUUCACGUACACACUGACGAGAGAGCCACUACUGACAGGAAGCCGCUUCUUGUCACGUUCAGCCACGAUGGGGCGCAACACGUUUAUCGUCGUCGGCGUAAACGGAGAAGUACGGGCAACCGUCCCGCAACAAAAGAGAGUAGCUACUGCCAAAGGCUUCCACUCUAUGUGAACUUUGUUGAAGUCGGAUGGAAUGACUGGAUCGUUGCACCACCUGGGUACAAGGCAUUUUACUGCAAUGGUGAAUGCCCAUUUCCCAUCGCUGAUCAUUUGAACACCACAAACCACGCCAUAGUGCAGACCCUAAUGAACAGUGUGAACGAAGAUUUAGCGCCGCGUGCAUGCUGCGUGCCCACAACGCUGAAUCCCAUCAGCAUGCUCUUCAUGAAUGAGCACAGCAAAGUGGUGCUCAAAAACUACCAGGACAUGGUAGUAGAUGGAUGCGGAUGCCGGUGAACGGAAGGGAUGGAAAUUUUACAUCCUGGAUGCUUAAGAUGUUACAUUGCUCCUAUGUUAGGACACAAGACGACUUUCUUACCAAAGAGUUCAAAGUCAAAUGAAGGAACCAUUCAACCUUUGGUUGAAACCUGCCGUCAGUCAAGUCAGGAUGCUACGGCAAGAACCAACUGACCAGAUGCGUGGGACACAUCAAUGAAAUUGCACGUGUAUUGAAAAGCCGGAGAAUUUAUAAAUACAUCGGAAAACAUAUGUACAUAACGACUGUCGACGAUGAAUUAAACGUUGACUAAGUAAAAUAGAGAUCAGUGAAAUUAUGAACAGCAAUGGAUAGAACUUUGAUAUCCUAGGUCAAAGUUAAAAUAAUAAAUGGAUUUUGUCCAUUUGUUUAUAUAAGAUAGUAAGAUUUACCUUAUAUUCGACGUGAAUAUGAAACGAAGGUUAUCCCCUAUAGUAAAUUAAUCCGUUUCUUGGAAAGAAAUGAUGAAAACAGAAAGAUUGUUUUAAACCUAAGUAAGGUUGCAGUUAUCAAUCCAUAAUUUGUCUCCCUUGUCCCAAAUACCAUUCCUUGCCCCCUAUGCCAACUAAUAGUCCUAAAAGUACAUGUCGUUAUAAAAAAAAGACAGACUGGUGACCUUAGUUCAGUUAACUAAAAUAAUGUAUCAUAUAUUUAAGAGACGGAGAUAGUAUUGUAAUCCGAAAGCCAAGAACUGUAUUCUUUUAGAUUGUGCAUCUAUUGUGCGUCUCUUAUUUAACACCAGGUAAACUCGAAUUAAAACGAGAUUGACUAGUUAAAAUAGGAAUUGACCAAUAAUUGCGAUGUAUAGUUUCUACUUUUAGAGUCUGUGAUGACAAAUACCUAAAUUAAAAUGAAGAUUGAUUAAGUCA
Orbicella faveolata is the source of this 5093-nucleotide messenger RNA. Its product is annotated as bone morphogenetic protein 2. The record is from RefSeq and is a predicted model, not a curated record. Gene Ontology annotation, molecular function: cytokine activity; growth factor activity. Lineage: Eukaryota; Metazoa; Cnidaria; Anthozoa; Scleractinia; Merulinidae. Gene Ontology annotation, cellular component: extracellular region.